AUGCCCGAGUCACUGGAUGACUUGACUGCUGAAGAGAGUGAGCUUCUAGAAGAGAUGUGGACACUUAACCUGCCAUUUCCUGAUCAAGACAAGCCGCUCGCAUAUUCAGUUACUAUAGACCCUCUUGCCUUCUUCCCUGCCUACUGUCGGUUGUCAAGCCUAUAUGAAAAGCAUGGAUUUCGACGGUUCAGUGCAAUCCCACUUCACCGCUCCCUCAUCCAAAGCCAUGUGCAGAUCGACACCGUCAUCCUCUACUCUCAUAUCCUUUGCAUCACGUGGCGAGAUGCAGAAGCCGUCGAGAAGGUCAAUUUAUGGAUGCGCAUCUGUAAUCUACAUACCAAAGCUUUUCGGUCUCGCCACGGUAUGCAGUUUGAAGGCUCGAUCACCACAGAUGGAACCUCAGUGUCUGUAUACCUAAAGCACCCAGAAGCAGACAAGUAUGGGAAGUGCAGCAGUGGGAAAAAGUCAGCAACAACUCUUACAGCUGAGGUGACGGUGCUUUAUGUGGAGAAAAACUUACCUGCUUGUCGAGCAGCAGAGAAUGUCAUUGUUAUCGACCCAAACAAGCAUGACAUUCUCUACUGCCAAGACGGCAAUGGUACAUUUCGCUACACUGCCAACCAGCAAGCUGUGGAGACUGGAAGCCGUCGAUUUGCAAAAGAAUGGCAGCAGAUGAAAGCCGGCAGUAUUGACCUCAUAGAAUCAUGA
Messenger RNA from Spizellomyces punctatus DAOM BR117, 708 nucleotides. RefSeq lists its product as uncharacterized. The coding region runs from base 1 to 708 and encodes 235 amino acids. The transcript has a single exon. Lineage: Eukaryota; Fungi; Chytridiomycota; Chytridiomycetes; Spizellomycetales; Spizellomycetaceae. The record is from RefSeq and is a predicted model, not a curated record.